CGCCAAGGACGAGCCUGUCGCGAAGUUGUGAGUUCAAACCUCGGUCUUGAAUUGAAAGGAUUUUAGCGCUGGUAUAUUUGGUUGGUUCUAGUGUUGGAACGUGGCCGUUGUACCGUCGUUGUAACUGAAACGCUGUAGCGUCAAUCAACGCAUUAUCAGUAUCUUUGCCGAACGUAACGUCAACAUUCCCUGCCCGUGCCACGAUGACCGGCGAAGCGCCCGCCGCUGUUAUAGACGAGAUGGGGAACGUGUAUGAUGUUCUGUUGGGGAAGGACCCCGAGUCUAACCUGGGCUUCGGCAAGUACAAGGACAAGAAACAACUGUACUGCAGAAACAAGGGCUACCACGUCCAGAUCCUGCCUGAUGGGAGAAUAACAGGCACCAAGGAGAACAACGAUCCGUACGCAAUGCUAGAGAUCUUCUCCCCUGAGCCGGGAGUGGUGACUAUCCGGGGUGUGGAGGCAGACAGGUUCCUGGCGAUCAACGAAUCAGGCCGCCUGUACUCAACGGAUGUUCUGAACGACGAAUGUUACUUCCUUGAGACGCUGGAGGCGAACAGGUACAACACGUACAGAUCACAGAAGUACGCCCAGCAGAACUGGUACAUGGGCAUCACCAAGCGGGGCGAACCCAAGCUGGCCACCAGGACCAGGAGAGGACAGAAGGCAGUCCAGUUUCUGCCAAGAGAAAUUACGUCUUAAAUCUUCAUUAACUUCUUAAGUCUUCAUUAGGCCAUGUUGAUUUGAUUCUAUGGAUCACAUCCUCUGGGAACCCCCAAACUGACGCG
Molecule: messenger RNA, 787 nt
Organism: Branchiostoma belcheri (Belcher's lancelet)
Lineage: Eukaryota; Metazoa; Chordata; Leptocardii; Amphioxiformes; Branchiostomatidae
Product: fibroblast growth factor 1-like
Exons: 3
Coding region: 204-701 (165 amino acids)
Biological process (GO): positive regulation of protein phosphorylation; animal organ morphogenesis; fibroblast growth factor receptor signaling pathway
Cellular component (GO): cytoplasm
Molecular function (GO): growth factor activity; fibroblast growth factor receptor binding
Source: RefSeq, a predicted model, not a curated record